Ctenocephalides felis (cat flea) is the source of this 3051-nucleotide messenger RNA. Its product is annotated as ATP-binding cassette sub-family C member Sur-like. The transcript is spliced from 20 exons. Gene Ontology annotation, cellular component: membrane. Bases 1 to 3051 code for a protein of 1016 amino acids. Lineage: Eukaryota; Metazoa; Arthropoda; Insecta; Siphonaptera; Pulicidae. Gene Ontology annotation, molecular function: ATP binding; ABC-type transporter activity; ATP hydrolysis activity. Gene Ontology annotation, biological process: transmembrane transport. The record is from RefSeq and is a predicted model, not a curated record.
AUGUUUGGACAACAUUUAUGUCGUGAUAAAAAUUGUAAAAGGUAUAAGAAGGUUUUGAAAUUAUGUGCAUUGGAUAAAGAAUUGACAGAAAUUCAACAGAGUAAUCUUCAAACUAUUGGAGAAAAUGGUAAUACAUUAAGUGGUGGACAAAAGCAAAGAAUUUGUUUAGCUCGAGCCAUAUAUUCAGGAGCAAAUGUUGUUGCACUAGACGACCCAUUUUCUGCUUUGGAUGAACAAGUCUCCCAACAAGUUUUUGAUUCGACGAUACAGAACUAUUUAUUAAGAAAAAAUAUAACUGUAGUAAUGGCAACUAAUAAAUUAAAAUUGCUACAAUAUGCUGAUCAGAUUAUAGCAUUAGAAGAUAAUAAGAUUCGUGCAGUAGGAUCCUUGAAGGAGUUAGAAGUGAUAGAUCCAAUUUUAACAAAAUCUUGGAAAAAUUCAUUAUCAAAUGAAAAGUCUGAAAAUACAAGAACUGCUAAAGAUCGAUGGCGUCUGUGCAGAAUGGUGACUUCAGCUAGUUUUCAUUUUAACAAGAAAACUAAUUUAAUAUCGAAUACGAGACCAGAGUUUACACCACCGAGAAGUACUCGCUCCAGUAUCGCAUAUGAUCCAUGUUUAAGUUUUGAUUUACCUUUACUUUGGAACGAAUUAACUGAAAGCAAUGAUGGUUUACUAACGAGAAAUUCAUCAAUACGCAGUUGUUAUUCUCACAAGCCUACAGCUCGAGCAAUAUCCUUGCAAAGUCAAAGACAUAGAAAUUCGAGGAUAUUUAGGAAUAAUUUUGGUAAUUUACCAAAUAUGGAAGAAAUAUCCGAAAAACCUAAUGGGCAUGAAGAUAUAAGAUCUAAAAGGCAUACAAUCGAUUCACCUCAUGCAAGUAACAUACUUCGUCAAAUUUUAUCGAAAACUCAAAAUGUGAAUAAAACUCUGAGCGAUAAUAAAAGUGGAGAACAGAGAAAUAUCUUUAGAAGGCUGGCAGAUCGAUUAUCUUUCAGACGAUCGAACAGGAGCAAAGAAAUUAAUCGGCACAAAAUAAUUUCUCGAUUAAUGUCUGAUGCAUCUGAUAUAACAGUCGAUUUAAACGACCUAGCUUCUUGUGAAACACAUCAGAUAUCAUCAUUAAGUGAAUAUAACUACAACCAGAGAACGGCAGAAAAUCAGGAGAGAAUUUAUGGAACAAUUCCUUUGAAUAUUUAUCUAUAUUAUAUAAAAUGCUGUGGUAUAAAAAUAUGCACUUUGUAUAUAUUCCUAGCGUUUCUGUGGCAAGGAUUAAGAUUAUUUGCUGAUAUGUCCUUAGGAAACUGGAGCAGAGAAAAUAUGGAAUCAUAUGAAGGAUUUGAUCAAAGUCACGAGAAAGCAUUCUCACUUCUAUCAACAUACUGUUACCAAUCAGCAAUAUGUGCCCUGGUGUCAUUGCUGUGUGCAUUUUCUGGACAAUGGGCCGGAUUGGUGGCCCGUAGUAAUAUUCACGAGUAUUUAACGACGGCCGUACUUAAAGAUAACAAUAUUUAUGGUGAAAUCGGAAGCACAAUUAAUAGAUUCUCCACCGACAUGAGUGUCAUAGAUAAGAAAUUAUGUUCGUCUAUACAACGUCUGGUACAAUUCCUGCUGCUUUGUUUAUGUGCCAUAUUAGUUAACUGUAUAGUGUCAUUAUGGUUUUUAGUUGUAACAAUAUUUAUUGGCACUGCUUAUUACGCCGUGCAGAAAUUCUAUAGAAGAUCUUCCAGAGAAUUGCAGAGACUGGAAAGUUUAUCCAGAUCGCCCAUUUUCACUUUAUUCAGUGAUACAUGCAGAGGAGCACAGACUAUAAGAAUAUAUUCGAAAUCUAAAGAAUUUUCAAGACUUAUGUUUCUCAAACUUGAUGACAAUACAAAUUCACAAUUACUUUUGGACACUAGUGCUAGAUGGCUGGGUGUUGCCCUGGAUUGCUUAGGAGGUUUCAUAGUUUUCGCAUCUGCCUUGACUGCCCUAUAUUUUACCGAAAGUGAAAAUUCUUCGAUAGCUGGCUUUGCUCUAAAUAGCACUUUGCUGGCGCCAAUGUAUUUGAAUUGGGUAGUAAGAUUUAUUUCCGAAGUGGAAAUUAGUGCAAAUGCUGUACACAGGAUUAAAAUUUACUGCGAUGAUGCAGAGGAAGAUAUUGAAUAUGAUCCGAAAAGUCAACUGAAGAAAAUUCAGGACGAUAUUCCGGAAGAAAAUUUUGAUAAGAAAAACUCAGCUUCAAAGAUAUAUUUAGAAGAAAAUGACAAAAUAUAUGAUGGGGAUGUUGUUCAAUUAAGAAAGAACUCAAAUGUAGAAGGUUCUUUGUAUCAAAUCAUAUUCAACAAAGUAACUCUGCAUCACCAUCUACAGUCUAAUGCAGUAAUAACAAAUCUGAAUCUGGUCAUAGCACCUGGGGAAAAGUUGGCAGUGUGUGGACGUACAGCUAGUGGAAAAUCUAGUCUAUUUUUAUCAUUAUUUGGGCUGAUGAAAAUAACCCAAGGAGCUAUUAUGUUAGGCAAUGUAAACCUAACAAAUUUAGAUAAACAAAAGUUUACUGAAAUUCGAGAUAAAUUGUGCUGUGUAUCACAGGAAGGUGCCUUGUUUUCUGGCAGUUUUCGGCAUAAUUUAGAUCCAAAAGGUGAAUAUACAGAUGAACAAAUAUGGGGUUGUUUAGAAUUAGUAAAAAUGAAAAACUUUAUAGAAGAAUUUCCUGGCGGUUUAGAUAAUGAAAUAUCAACAGAAGGUGGAUCUUUAAGUCAUGGCCAGAGGCAAUUAAUAUGUCUAGCCAGAGUAGCCUUAAAAGCAAAAUGGAAAUCUACAUAUCCUAUUAUAUUAGAUGAAUGUACAAGUGCAGUGGAUCCCCAAACUGAAAAAAUUGUUUUAAAAGAUUUCUGGAAAACUUUCCACGAUAGAACAAUCAUUUGCAUAGCUCAUCGUCUGUCUGUUAUAAUGGAUUUCGAUAGAGUUAUCGUUCUGGAAAACGGCAAAAUUAUUGAAAAUGAUCGUCCAGAAGUGCUUCGUCAUUCACAGAAUGGAAAAUUUGCAGCAAUGUUGAAAACUUCGGAAAUGUAA